AUGUCAGGGGCAAGGGAAAAGAAAGCACUAAAUGUUGAGUCCUUUUUCUCUUCCUUUUCAGAAGGGAAAAUCCUAAAAACUGAGAUUACAGAGACUCGGUGCCGGUGUCUGCUCGCUACCCGAAACAGCUACCCCUCCGGUCUUCGUGGAGGCCUGGCGCAGGAGCAGGCCCCGGGGAGGCGCAGGGGCCCGCGGGGCCGCCGCGCGCUCUGCGCUGAGAGCCCGUGUGCUUCCCGAUCGGCAGCCCUCGGGUGUCUGGGGUGCCCGGUCCUGUCGGUGCAGCGCAGCACGCGAGAAGACAGGCCCUGGGGCGCCACGGAGAGCUGGGACGGCGGGCCGACCUGCCCGUGCUCCUCGGGGACGCCGGAAGCUGGGCCUGAGGGCCGUCACCGCCCGCGGAGCUGCAGGGCCGAGCCGCGCGGCUGCCUGUGCGCCGGUCAUCGCCCUCGGGGACUGCCGGGACCCGGGGUGCCGGGCCCUCAGCCCGCUGAGAGGCGCAGCGGGCGGGCGGUCUCUCAGGCAGCGCCCAGAAGGCUGGGACGCUGGGGCGCGCCAACUGCUUUGCCCCAGAGGAGCAGCCUGGAGCGGGGCUUCCUCCUGAUCGCUCGUCCUGAGCCGGGACGGGUAGCGCAGACUGUAUCCCAAAACAUCACGGUGAACCCGGGCCGAGUCGCGUGCACGCCCGCGUUUCAGAGCACCCUGGCGGGGACCGGCGUCUGGCCGCCGUGGCCGCGGCUGGCGGAGCUCACGCCGGCCGAGUGCUGGUGGCCUGUGCACCAGGGCGGCUGA
Molecule: messenger RNA, 789 nt
Organism: Rangifer tarandus platyrhynchus (Svalbard reindeer)
Lineage: Eukaryota; Metazoa; Chordata; Mammalia; Artiodactyla; Cervidae
Source: the annotation of a GenBank genome assembly